GGCGUCAUUUCAUGUUUACUCGUCAAGCAAGUUGUCGUCGCCUUGUUUUUCUCUGAGGAUUAAAACUAGAAACUUUUUUAUUGACUUGUGCACUUGUGACAUUUAAUGAUGAACUUGCUUUUCUUCUUUCUCCUAGUUGUACAAACACACAGCGUGACGCCUGUGAUUCAUUCACUCAAGUAUUUCACCACUGCAUCCUCUCAAGUUCCAAACUUCCCAGAGUUUGUGGAGGUUGGUUAUGUUGAUGAAGUUGAGAUUAGUUACUAUGACAACAACAUCAGGAAAGCAGAAUCCAAACAGGACUGGAUGAACAAAAUCACAGCAGAGGAUCCAAACUACUGGCAGAUACAAACAGAGAGGAAUGUUGUUAAAGAACAUGACUUCAAAGUCAACAUUGAAAAAGCCAAGAAGCUUUUCAACCAAACUGGAGGUGUUCACACUUUCCAGAUGAUGUCAGGAUGUGAAUGGAAUGAUGAGACUGAUGAGGUUCAAGGUUGGCAUCAGUUCAGUUAUGAUGGAGAAGAUUUCAUAUCGUUGGACAUGAAAACAUGGACAUGGACUGCAGCAAAACAACAAGCUUUCCCCACCAAACUCAAGUGGGACCAAGAAAUACUUUAUCUAGACUACCAGAAGUAUUAUUUCACUAAGGAAUGUCCUUCUUACUUGAAGAAGUAUGUGGAGUAUGGGAAGAAGGUCCUAAUGAGAACAGAGCUUCCGGAGGUGUUCCUCCUCCAGAAGACGCCAUCCUCUCCGGUCAGCUGCAUGGCGACAGGUUUCUACCCCGACCGAGCCGACUUGUUUUGGAGGAAAGACGGCGAGCAGAUCUUCGAGGACGUGGAGCACGGAGAGCUGCUCCCCAACCACGACGGAACCUUCCAGAUGUCGGUGGAGCUGAAAGUGGAGGUGACGGCCGAGGUGGAGGGCAAGUACGAAUGUGUGUUCCAGCUGUCUGGCGUCGAGGAGGACCUGGUCACCAAGCUGGAGAGAAGAAGCAUCCUGAGCAACGCAAGCCAUGAAGGCAACGUGAGCCUCACUGCCACGCUGGCGGUCCUCGCUGUGGUGGUCCUCUUGAUCAUCAUCAUCAUCUUCAUCAUCAAGCGUCGCCGAAGCAGACAAGCCGAAUACGAUGCAGCUGCUGGUGACGCUGGUAACGAGCUCUCAGAGAGACGUGAAGGCUGAAGGCUGAGUGAGACACAGCAGUCGGCACACAGAUUCACCUGCUUUGCUGAGUCAUCUUCUUCCUCCAGGAUGCUUUGUGCACUGGAACACAGAGAGAUGUCUCCAUCGCUGAGGGACCUCAUCACACUUGGACAUUUAUGCACUAAUUGCUCCUCAUCUCAUCCAUCAUGUCUUCUUUGGCUCUUUAUGGCUGAGAAAAUCUGCAUUUUUCAACAAUAUUUUGCCAGUCAAACAUGUUGAUGUUGAUCACUUCCAAGACCAUUUGAUGGCAGCACUGUCUAACUAUUUAUGGUUUAUUGUCAAACUAGAAAGUGGCUUUUUUUCAGGAAGAGGAAUUUGUUAGCUUGCGCCCUACAAAGUGCCAAUACUGUAAGAAUUGUCCUCAUUACACAAAACUGUAAAAUUCUAACAAUAAUCUUAGUUGUAGUUUCCUUUACCAAAUUCCAAGGUGUUGAAAUCGCCAUGUAAAAUUGCCCAUGCUAAUAGUAGCCUGUCUAUGGCUAAUCCUAUGUAAAUUAGCAUUUAAGCUACCGCAUUUUGAAAGAGUGUAGCAUUACUUUACUUUUGAGCGUUUUUUUUAUGAAGCACACUUUGUUGGUGUUGAAAAUGGCAAAAUGACUUAGAGGGAGUUUGGCUGAGUCCGGCCUGAGUGCUGCUUGAGUGAUUGUUUACGUGUUUAGUCUGAAAGCAGACAUGACCAGUCUGAAACCGGACAUGACGUCACAUGCAACAAAGGUAUCCAACUAUGGCACCGUUUGAUUUUACGUGAAUUGAUAGUACCGAGGGAAUUGGGUCAUUACCUACAAAAGCACUGAAUUGGGUAGCCAACCCUACCAGUUAGUGUGACGGAGGGGGACAGUGACACAUUUUUAUGACAAAGCGUUGCAAAAUGUUUAUAUUUAUUGAAAAUAGUUGCUGUUAUUCCGUUCCUUUUUGCAUAGUCAUAUUUUUGCUUGAUUGCCAAACAUGGCGAGGAUGUCAUUUAGGAAGUAAACAAGGUAGGCUGUUCAUAUACUCUUGAUAUUCAGUGUUUUACGUGUACUAUGUUUCAUGUACAUUCUGGCUGUUUUAUUCAGUAAAAACUUGUCAAAUACAA
Nerophis lumbriciformis (worm pipefish) is the source of this 2275-nucleotide messenger RNA. RefSeq names its product major histocompatibility complex class I-related gene protein-like. The record is from RefSeq and is a predicted model, not a curated record. Gene Ontology annotation, cellular component: external side of plasma membrane. NCBI's taxonomy places the organism in Eukaryota, Metazoa, Chordata, Actinopteri, Syngnathiformes, Syngnathidae. Gene Ontology annotation, biological process: immune response.